Molecule: messenger RNA, 2464 nt
Organism: Osmia lignaria (orchard mason bee)
Lineage: Eukaryota; Metazoa; Arthropoda; Insecta; Hymenoptera; Megachilidae
Product: nucleoside diphosphate phosphatase ENTPD5
Molecular function (GO): hydrolase activity
Source: RefSeq, a predicted model, not a curated record
ACAUAUUCUUCAUAGUACAGAAAUUAAUUCUAACAUGCACAGUUGGGAUGAAAUAAGAUUAAAUUACUGCGCUUCAUUUCUAUACGACUAAACAGAAAAGCACAAGAAGAUUAUCUGAAAACUAAUUGUUAAUAAACACUGUCUUUAUAGAGGCAAAGCAUCAGUGACAUGGAGGUUAGACAUAGAAAGUUAAGAACAGAAAAUGAAGACAUUUUUGAAGCAGAAUCGAAACCACGUUUUAAGAAAGGACAACCGGGAAAAAGAUAUUUUGUGGUUGUGGCUUUGUUGGGAAUUCUCUUCCUGGGAUAUAUAGCAAUAGCAUACGACUUGAAGCCAGUACGUCUGGGUAGCAAAGCAAUUGAUACAUUGGCUUUCUCUUUCAAUCUGCAAAAACCAUUUUACGUUGUAGUAAUUGACGCGGGCUCGACCGGUAGUCGAGCGUUAGCUUUCAGUUUUCACGAAUCAAUUCUAGGUGGUAAUUUGGUUUUGGACGAGGAGCUGUACACUGAGACAAAACCAGGCCUUAGUGCUUAUUCUGAGAGACCUAAAGACGCUGCUAAGUCUCUUAUUGUAUUACUAGAUAAAGUUAGAAGUGUUAUUCCUCGUUCGGAAUGGCAACACACACCUCUUACUAUGAGAGCCACUGCUGGUUUGCGGCUUCUUCCUGGACAUAAAGCUCAAGAGAUCCUUCAAGAAUGUAGGAAAAUGUUUGAAGAAAGUGGUUUCCUGCUGUCUAAAAAUUCAAUUUCUAUAAUGGAAGGAAGGGAUGAGGGUAUUUUCUCAUGGUUCACUGUCAAUUUUCUAUCAGAAAGGUUUAAUACGCACAAUCCUGGUAGCACAGUUGCUGCAUUGGAUCUUGGUGGAGGUUCUACCCAGGUGACUUUUUCACCUAAUCCCCAACAGGAAAAGAAACUUGACGGACACAUAUACUCUGUUAAUAUUUUCAAUCAUAACAUGAGUGUUUAUACGCACAGUUAUUUGGGUAUGGGUCUUAUGGCUGCCAGAAAAGAGAUUCUAACUUAUGGAAUGAACUUGGACAAUGUAAAUCCAAAAACUGUAAUACAGUCGGAAUGUAUAAAUCCCAUAGUUUCUACCGAAUGGAGUUACGGUGGAGUUAAUUAUAUUAUCAAAGGACCUGUCAAUGGGACUCAUAAAUUGGUGAAAACGCAAAACUUUGCUGGUGGAGAAGAGGAUAGGCCAAUUGUUAACUUCCCCGAAUGUUUGAAGAUCAUUGAAAAAUAUGUCGGUAGGAUUAAAAAUAAACCGGAGGGUUUAAAAGAUCAUGAAAUUUACGCCUUUUCUUAUUAUUUUGAUCGUGCGACAGAGGUUGGUCUAGUCGAUCCCUUUUUUGGCGGAGCUAUCCAAGUAAGUGCGUUUUUGAAACAUGCAAAGGAAGCCUGCGAUUAUCCAAACACUGAUCAACCUUUUAUUUGCCUUGAUCUAACGUUCAUUUAUAUUCUUCUGCGUGACGGAUUUGGAUUAGAACCCACUACGAAACUUUAUCUUUACAAGAAGAUCAAUGGACACGAGUUAAGCUGGGCCCUUGGUGCUGCCUUUAAUAUUAUCCAAAAUGGUCUUUAACGCAGCUCAAAAAUAGGGAAAUGAAUUACAAAUAUUUUUGCACAAAUAUUAGAACGUAUCAAUUGUUAUGAAACUAUUCGUUUUAAGUAGAAAUCAUUUAUUUAUUAACACGUUUACUGGUCUUAUCACAUAUUCAGUUGUUCUCUUUUUACAUUGUCUAAUGUACAUACAACGUGUUUAUACCUCAUAUAACAUAUUUUCUAAUGUGUUCAGACAUUUUCGAGCAAUUGCAGUAUUAAUGAAAGUAAACGUGUUAAAUUUUAAUAUCAGAGAUUCUUAAGGUUUUAGGUAUUUUAAAACUGUUCUUGAAAAUCGAUGACGUUUUUAUUGUUUAUACUUAUAAUGUAUACAUAGAAAUUUAGACGACGGAUUGAAAAUAUCAUACUAAUUAGUGACUAAAUAUUGUUUUAAAAAACCUUUAAAAAGAAACUUGAGGAAUGUAUAUAUUGAAUUUUAAUAAAACUAAUGACAAUUUCAUAAAAAAUAAUAAUGAUUUAUAAAUUGUUUAAGGAACGUACGUAACUUCUAAACACGUAUAUCUUAUUCGAUUAUUUAUUUUAUUCUAUAGAGCUUCCCUAUAUUAGGGACACGUUUUCUUAAGAAUUUCUGGUAAAAGCUAAGUUACUAUGUACGGUAAAUGUCAAUUGAUAUUGGGAUAUUAAUAUUUUUCAUCCUAUUUCUUUACUCUUUCUAGUACAAUUUAUUUCGUCAUUUUAUAAAGUGUACAUAUUCAAUAAUUUGACUUUUUCAAUUAAAAACGUAAAAGAAGAGGUAGAUACUAGUGUAAUUUAAAUACUUGUUCCUUAUUUAUUAAUAUACAAAACUUCUGUAACGAUGAAACAAUAUACCAGAAAAAAAGAGAAGUUUCUAUUAUUACAAAACA